Tripterygium wilfordii is the source of this 2631-nucleotide messenger RNA. Its product is annotated as probable protein phosphatase 2C 39. Gene Ontology annotation, molecular function: protein serine/threonine phosphatase activity. The transcript has 5 exons. Bases 1354 to 2247 code for a protein of 297 amino acids. The record is from RefSeq and is a predicted model, not a curated record. Gene Ontology annotation, cellular component: nucleus; cytosol. Gene Ontology annotation, biological process: protein dephosphorylation. NCBI's taxonomy places the organism in Eukaryota, Viridiplantae, Streptophyta, Magnoliopsida, Celastrales, Celastraceae.
UCGAAUCCUUUACGACUUGGAUCAUUGACCAUGUUUUUAGCUUUUCUGGGUCAUUGUCCUUGCACACCUUUAUUUACGUGUUUCCAUAAUUAUUCUUAGUUUUUGGUCAACGUAAUGAAAUGGGUUUUAUUGUAUAGAUUGCGAUAUCUUCUUCUACUUGAUGGAAUUGAUCUCGUUGAUAACACAAUCAACAAAAGGCUAAAUCAUGUUUUGACAUGUUCAGUCAUCAGUGUUGAUUAGGACUUUUGAUUUCCAAAUUUUAGAGGAUUUUUGAUGCAAAACUAUCGAAUUUAGAAACCAAGUCUUUGUAAUAAUGUAAACAGUUAAACCUGCAGCUGUUGGGCUUUAACCGAAGCUAUACUAGUGGCUGUCUUUUGGGUAUUAGGUCGUUCAUACAGCAAAUUUUGACAGAAAAUAUAGUGAGGUUAAGGAUUGAUAUGUUGGUAUUCUGUUAUUCCUUCUGUGGCUAGUGUAUGCACUUUGUCAAUAUCAAUCUUAAUCAGAAAGUGGUCAUACAUUUAUCCUCUAAAGGUUUACUUUUGGGGGAUUGUGAAUGCUGUGAGAGUGAAAGUAAGAUGCAACUUUGUAAUUAGAACUUUUGCAUUGACAUAUAUGGUAAGUUUUUAAGAGUGCUUAAGCUCUUCAGGACUCCAAAUAGGGCAUACCUUUGUUGUGUAAUAAUGCGGUUAAUGAGCACGAUUUCUACAUACUAUAUCAAUUCAUAUGAAUGAGUGCUCUAGGAUUUGUUGAGGGUAUAACUUUACUUAGGACUGAAUGAUGAAAUUCGUGAAUUCUAAUUUUAUAUUGAAUUUUUUUUUCUGUUAUGGGUUUGUGUAGUCGACCUAAAAUUGUUUGCAAUGGAGGCUUUCACAGGGAUGAUGACGACGACGAUGCAAAUGCAGAUGAAAUUUAGUCUAGGAAAUUUAAAUGAUAGGGCUUGGGAUAAAUGAGUUUAAAAUUUAGGUUGGGUUACUUGGGUAAUGGAGAUUAUAUAUUUGGGCAUCUAGUAUUUAAUUGUAAGGGCAACUCUGCCUGUUCUGGAGUUAUGUUCUUAGAUGUACUUCUGAGACAGAUGUUUAUGUUGUAUCGUGAGCUAGAGUACCAGAACUUCACCAUUUGUGAGUAGGAAGUAUAUCAGUUUCUAUGGGCUAAAAUUUCUGGUUUGGUAGAAAUUGAGUACAUUGUAGUGUGCUGAAUUCUUUCUUCAUUGGCAGAUGCUCAGUUGUUCUAAAUCAUACUAAUAUGUUCUUUACUGAAAGAGCACAUGUGCCUUUUGGUCCACUAGUGUUUGUAUUAUACAGGCCAAACUCCAAAGAAGCUUAUGUUUAAAUAGUGUAAGGCAGUUACUUGUCUAUGCGUUGUAGUGCAACCCCGAUUACUAGCACAAAACAGGAAGAAAAAGAAAAGAAAGAAAAGAAAAGAAACAAGAGAGAAAAGGUCGGAUUGGGCUCAUCCUCAGACUCUGGAAAGGGGAAGAGUAAGAUGUCAAAACACAUAACACAUGGUUAUCACCUAGUAAAGGGGAAAUCUCAUCAUGCUAUGGAAGAUUAUGUUUAUGCACAGUUCAGGCAAGUCGAUGACAAUGAGCUUGGUCUCUUUGCAAUAUUUGAUGGCCAUCUGAGCCAUGAAGUUCCUGAAUAUUUGAGGUCACAUUUGUUUGAAACUAUUCUAAAUGAGCCCAGUUUCUGGACAGAACCUGAGAAUGCGAUAAGGAGAGCAUAUCGUGUAACUGAUACUGAUAUCUUAGAGAAAGCAAUAGAUUUUGGGAAAGGGGGUUCAACUGCAGUCACAGCGAUAUUAAUUAAUUGUCAGAAGCUGGUGGUGGCCAAUGUUGGUGAUUCUCGGGCUGUUAUUAGCAAAAAUGGUGUGGCCAAACAACUCUCUGUCGAUCACGAGCCAAGUACUGAAAAGAAGAUCAUUGAGAGUAGAGGUGGCUUUGUAUCAAACUUUCCAGGCGAUGUUCCUCGUGUUGAUGGGCAGUUGGCAGUGGCAAGGGCUUUUGGUGACAAGAGCUUGAAAGAGCAUCUCAGUUCUGAACCAGAUGUGGUGGUUGAGAUGAUUGACGAUGACACGGAUUGCAUUAUCUUGGCUAGUGAUGGCUUGUGGAAGGUAAUGUCGAACCAAGAAGCAGUAGAUGCUAUCAAGCACAUGAAAGAUGCUCGUUCAGCAGCAAAGCUCCUUACUGAAGAGGCACUUAAUAGGAAUAGCACGGAUGACAUCUCCUGCGUAGUUGUAAAGUUUCAAUGACCUUGGAAUUCUCCAUAUAAUUGUCUUCGAAGGAAUCCUCAGCAAUGUUUGGAAACACUUCAGCUUGUCAAUAAUGGCAUUUGUAUUUUGGUAUGCUUUUCCUUCCAUCAAUGUUUUAUAGAUGCGAGCAAAUUGAACAAGGCUGAUCGGAGUGUUCAAAUCUUGACGGCCACUCCUGAUGCUCGAGUUCGUACCUGUGCUCAUUGCUCUCAUACAGUUCUUAAAUUCUUAUGUGCUUUUUAAUCAUCUGAAAGACACCAAACAAAGUGGUCUACUGUAGUCUUCUCUGUUUCAUAUUUUUCUUUUGUCAAUGGUUGUAAUUUGCACUUCUUGUAAAUUCCAGUCAAGACCCUUUUAUCUCCAAUAAGAGGAGCUAUUGAUAUA